CCGCCGGGCCCAUGUCCCACAGGGCGCGAAGGGGGCAGGAGGAGGUGGAGGCGCAGGGGGUGGAGGAGGAAGCAGCAGCCGCGGCGGCGAGGGGCAGCCAGGCGCGGCCCAGGAGCCAUCCGGAAUCCACGGCGAGCGGCGGCAGGACCCAGGACCGGCAUGAGAGGAAACGGAAGAGGCAGGAGGCGCAGCAGCUCCAGAAGCUCCAGCACCUGGAGUCCUUCUAUGAGAAACCUCCCCCAGGGCUAAUUAAGGAGAAUGAAACAAAACCAGAAGACUGCAUACCUGAUGUUCCAGGCAAUGAAAGUGCACGAGAAUUCCUGGCACAUGCCCCAACCAAGGGGCUUUGGAUGCCAUUGGGAAAAGAAGUCAAAGUCAUGCAGUGCUGGAGAUGUAAACGUUACGGACACAGAACGGGAGACAAAGAAUGCCCAUUCUUUAUUAAAGGCAACCAGAAAUUGGAGCAGUUUCGAGUAGCACAUGAAGAUCCAAUGUAUGAUAUAAUAAGGGAAAAUAAACGUCAUGAAAAAGAAAUGAGGAUACAGCAACUGAAGCAGCUCCUGGAGGACUCUACCUCAGAAGAUGAUGGUAACAGUGAUGAUGAAGAUAGCAGCAGCUCCACUUCCUCGGGAAGUAAACAUAAGAAAAAAAAGAGAAAGAAAGAAAAGAAAAAAAAAGAAAAGAAGAAGAAGAAAAAGAGAAAGCGAAAAUCAUCUAAGUCUAAUGACAAGUCAGAAUCUGACUGACAGCAGUCUCCUGCUGCAUGCUUAUUGACAUUUACUUGUGAAAUUCAAGGAAAGAUCCAAAGAAUGAGGAAGAAAUUACCAGAAAGGGUUUAUUAAGCUUAGAUCAUCCAUAUGGAUACAUACAGCAUCCUACACUGGCUGGCCUCUUCUGCCCCUCUGCAGUGCAGCAGUCAGAAAGGAGAGAGCUGCAUUAAAUAACACUCAGUCAUCCAUAUCUUGGUACUGUAAAGCCUGUGCUAGCAGUCAUCCGUCUUGCUCAAGUUUGGCCUCUGCUUUGUCACCCAUGUGUGACUAUGAGCAGAAAAGUGGCAACUAUGAAGGUAUCACCUACAAAUCUGCAGAACCCAGCAGCCCGUCCAUCGAAGUCUCUUUCCUCCAUGAAGUUAUUUUAUUAUAUACAAACGCCUCAUUGUAACAGGACUUCAGUUUGCACUGUGCAGAGCAGUUACAUUUCACUUACAGUAAGCAGGUUGUACUGCAUUUUGGGUUUUUUUCUCUGCAUACUGCCUAUGUGCUGAAGUUUGUUGUACUUAUUCUAGUACUGGCCACUAGGGAAAUAAAAAAGCACUGCUGAAGGGGGAGAAAAAGCUAACCAAGGGGGAUUUACUUUCCAACAAAACUGCUGUGUCAGCAAGACUUGAGUUUUUUUGUGUGUAGUAAAAAUCUCAAUGUCACUGUUAAUACAAUUCUACAAUACCUAAAGUGUUCUUCACUUGGUAGCCAACUUUAAUGGUGUUCGAUGUUCAGUUUUAUUGUACAAAGGUAGUGGGUUUAGUUAUUUAAUAGGGGGGCUCAUGUUAGAAAUUAAAAGAGUAAUUUCUAUAUACAGUUCAGUAUCAGUUGUUUUGAUACAUUUGAGGUUUCUUCCUUUUAAAAAGGCUCAGGGAAGUAAACUUACAUUUACUAGCAUUAUUUAGUAAUUUAUGAAUCAUCUCACAAGAAUACAAGUGAGUAAGGCUUUCAAAAUUACUUUCAGCUACAGACAUGUAAGCUAGUCAAGUAGUAAACAGUAGUAAAGAACGUGUAAGCAGGAAGAAAUGUGUUUAAUUAACCUUAUGGGGUGACCAUUCUUUUAUUUUAAAUAAGCUUGCAAGGCAGACUUGACUAGAAAGAUUGAAAUAACUAUAAACUGCAUUGGAACAAGCAACUUUUUGAAGCGUCAAGGCAGAGUGGUACAAAGCUGCA
This is a messenger RNA of Calypte anna (Anna's hummingbird), 1931 nucleotides long. It is a transcript of the gene RP9, whose product is annotated as RP9 pre-mRNA splicing factor. Gene Ontology annotation, biological process: RNA splicing. The transcript is spliced from 6 exons. The coding region runs from base 12 to 746 and encodes 244 amino acids. The record is from RefSeq and is a predicted model, not a curated record. Lineage: Eukaryota; Metazoa; Chordata; Aves; Apodiformes; Trochilidae.